AUUUUAGACCUGGGUUAUUGCAGAAUCAGUCGCCACGAUGACAAUCACACGCAACAGACCUCUCGAGGACGAACUCGCUGAAGGUCUCGAUAUAGAAGAGGUGUUGAGUAUGAGCAGAGAGACACAAAGUGAUCUUCUUGAAGUUCGCAGAGAAGCAAGAUUGGACGCGAACCGACGUUCGGCCGAACAGGAAUAUGCAAGACGUGCUGCUCUACGAAGAGCUGGGCAGAGUCUACGUACUGGAGCAGCCCGCGGCAACGGUCAGUACGAUGACUACAUGGAGAUCGACGGGGAUUCUCCUCCACCUCGGCCCCCUCAGCAACCCCAGCAAUACCAGCAACCAUGGCCUCCCGUAGUACAAGCGCCGCAGAAUGUCGAAGUUGCAGAUCAGAACCUCAAUGUCAGUGAGCAAAGACGACAGCGUUUGCGUCGGAUCCUUCAAGACGCGAAUACUCAGCUCACACAACCAUUCGACGUUCUUGUUCCACGCAUAGCUCACCUCUCUGGACCCAAUCAAAGAAUGCUGGUGCAACAGAACGCUGAUGUACAAGACUUUGUUCUUUCCUUCCAGAGCCAUCGAAUCCAGGCGACAGUGCUCACAAUGCUAAGAGAAGAGAUGGAUCAAUUGACUGCACACGCGAGACAACUUUUACAAACGCAUCAUCUUUCGCAUCCGCAUUUAUGCAUCUUCAAUCAGCUACCGUUCUUCAUCAUGCAUCGACUUGCUCAUGGCGAUAGAGCGAGCUUACCAUUAUGGAUCGCAAAUUCAGAGCAAUUGUGUGUGCGUCUGCUUGUACAGCGCGAGACAGCAUGGCGCGAGGAGAGACAAAGGUAUCAUGACCUUCAGCGGGACAUCUGGCAAGAGUUGGAGCGCCAACAAGGAGAACAACAACAGCCUGAACAGCAGUCACAACCGCCCGAGCAGCAAGAACAGCAUCAGCAGAACCAGCAGGUCAAUCGGGAGCAGGAAUGGGAACGUGAAGAAUGGCACCGAGCGAAUAGGGAGCGAUAUCAUCAACUGCAGUUCGAGAGUUACUAUAACCAAGAGGGUGAACAAGCUGGGGUCCAAGCUGAACAGCGGGCUCAAGCUGAAAGACAGGCUCGAGCUGAACAACAAGCUCGGGCUGAACAGCAAGCUCAAGCACAACGACAAUAUCAGGCUAUACAGCAAGCUCGGGCUGAACAGCAAGCUCAAGCAGAACGACAAGCUCAGGCUGAGCACCAAGCUCGAGCUCAGGCCCAGGCUCGGGCUCUACAAGAUCAUUUCCAGCAAGCUCAGGCUCAACAUGAUGCUCGCACUCGGGCGUAUCUAAACAAUUUCGACCCUAACCGCGACCCCUCGCCCCGUCACCUCAUCCAAGCACGUAUGAACCAUCUCUCAUUCGAGCAACAACGCAGCAUCACACUCGUCCCCGCCAACAUCCAAGAACAUAUCCUUCGUGCCGUUCCCAAUGUUCAACGAAACAUGAUUGAAGCCAUCCAGACCCAACAAGCUGCUCUUAUGCAACGCAUGUCUCAUUUACCUCGGGCUGCCCAGACCUACCUCUCAAAUAAUGUGAUUCACUAUCAACAUUAUGUCCUUCGUCAGCCGCCUGCCGAUCAGCUUCCGGAGCUCUGGCGGCGUGUCAACAUCGAACGCGAUUCGCAAGUGGCUGCUGAGGAUGUCACACGUCCUUGGACUCAACCUCGUCCGCCAGGUUCAUGAACCACUGGAGGUGCUGGUGGGAGAUGACUGGUUUCUAACCCGACGGCAAUCUCAUAGACCGGACAUAGUUUGCUACCGCUAUC
Molecule: messenger RNA, 1788 nt
Organism: Aureobasidium pullulans EXF-150
Lineage: Eukaryota; Fungi; Ascomycota; Dothideomycetes; Dothideales; Saccotheciaceae
Exons: 1
Coding region: 38-1705 (555 amino acids)
Source: RefSeq, a predicted model, not a curated record